UCACCAGUCGUAGCGCAGCGGCUCCGCGAUGAAUAUGUCGAUGCGCGCGCUUUUUCUUUCGUUCUCUUGAUCUUUCUAUAAGCGCGCGAGUGAUCGAGCACGAUAUAGACGCGAGAGUUUUAUAGGCGAGAUGGAGAACGAGAAGAAGCACUACAAGCCCAAUCCCAAGCUGACGGCUAAUCCGUUCAGCAAAUUGUUCUUCUGUUGGUUACUGCCGAUUUUCGCCGAUGGAAGGGACCACGACCUCGAAGCGAAAGACCUGUACGAAGUGUUGCCGGAGAAUCUGAGUGAACCGAUUGCCGACAAACUCGAGAACUACUGGAACGUCGAGUUCGAAAAUGCGAGGAAGCAGAGUAGGAAGCCCAGCUUGCUGAGAGCCUUGAGGGCGACGCUGAAAUGGACGUUUCUGAAAUACGCGAUACACUUUUUCGUUUCGCAUCUCAUAUUCAAAACAAUACAACCACUGGCGGUCGGCUACCUGAUUUGGCACUUCGACGAGCGAUCGACCUCGAGCACAUUGGAGGGCUACGGCUAUGCGACUGCCUUUGUCUUGAUAACCAUCUGCGACGUGAUGCUCUUCAAUCAUAUGUGGUUCGGUUUAAAGUCGAUCGGCAUCAGCGCAAGAGUCGCCUGUGCUUCGCUUCUGUAUCGAAAGAUAAUGAGGCUUCCGCACUCGGCGAAGCAAGUUACCGGCGGCCGAAUAAUCAACCUGCUCUCGAACGACGUGGGAAAGCUUGAGUUCUGCUUCCUGUUCCUCCACAUUCUCUGGGUCCUUCCGAUCCAGCUAAUCCUAAUCACGUACUUAAUGUGGCGAGACGUAGGCGUCGCUUCGAUCAUAGGUGUUCUGGCGCUCAUUCUGCAAACUGUGCCCAUACAAGCCUUCAGCGGGCGGAUAAUCACGAGACUGCGUCGGAAAAUCGCCACGAGAACGGACGAGCGGAUCCUGCUGACCAAAGACAUCAUCCACGGUAUCAGGCUCAUCAAGAUGUACACCUGGGAGAAGCCGUUCGAGCAGCUUGUUUUCCAAGCGAGAAGGUACGAGAUCGAUGUCAUCGCGACGGCCUCGUACUUGAAGACCUUACUCUGGUCCAUAAUGGCUUUCGCCCAACGUACGCCGCUCUUUGUCACGGUCAUGAUCUACGUACUUCAAGGCAACAGCUUGUCGUCGUACACGGUCUUCACGCUCAUUCAGUACUUCAACAUACUGCACGUGAUGACCGGCUCGUAUUACUUGAGGGCCGUGAACACUAUCUCGGAAGCCGUAGCGUCGAUCAAGCGAAUGCAGGAAUUCCUGCUUCUCGAAGAGCAAGUAUCCAGCACUAAAACCUUGAAAUCCAGCGACGACAACACAAUCAUCUCGAUCGUCGGAGUGAGCGCCUCGUCGAUCGAAAAGUCCGACGUGAACUUCUUGCACGACAUCGACCUCUGCGUUCGGCGAACCUUGCUCUACGCGGUCGUGGGUCCAGUUGGUGCAGGAAAGAGCUCACUUUUGAAACUGAUCCUAGAUGAGCUUAGACCGGCUAGAGGCGAGGUUCAGGUCUAUGGCGAAAUAUCUUACGCCAGCCAAGAGCCGUGGAUUUUCAGAGGAACUGUCAAGAGUAACAUUCUCUUCGGCCAGCCGUUGGACGCUGACAAGUACGACAGAGUCAUUAAGGCCUGUGCACUUCUGGAAGAUUUCGAGCAGUUGCCCAAUGGCGAUGAGAGCAUAGUCGGCGAACACGGCGCAUCUCUGAGCGGGGGACAGUGCGCUAGAGUCGGUUUGGCCAGGGCAGUGUAUAGGGAUGCCGAUAUCUACCUACUCGAUGAUCCACUUUCCGCUGUCGACACCCGGGUUGGUAAGCGGUUGUUCGAAGAUGUCGUAAACGGUCUGCUCAAAGACAAGACUCGCGUUCUGGUAACGCACCAGCUGCAGUACUUGAAAGCGGCGGACGAAAUCAUCUUGAUCGAUAAAGGUCGAGUGGAGUAUCAGGGCGACUUUGCGAAUUUGCCCAAAACCGAGGAGCUGUUACAAUAUCUGAAUCUGAACGAGAGUGAGGACACGGAUUCGAAUAAGACAAAGUCAAUUAGUGAUCCGACGGAGUCGGUUCAUUCCCAAUCGAAUGCCGAAGUCGACGACGAGGAAAAAGCCGAACCAAAGGAAACCGAAAAACUGAUAGACAGUAGGACAACGCCGACGAAAGCCGAUGAAAACAAAAAAUCGAAUAAACCGGAAAUUACAGUAGAGAAGGGUAACACUUAUUGGCGAUAUUUCACCGCUGGCGGCUCCUGCCUUUUGCCCUUUACGACUUUCCUGGCCUUCCUAGUGGCUCAGAUCUUGUGCAGUGGCUGCGACUACUUCGUCGCGUAUUGGACGAGAAAACAAGAUGCUCAUCGUUACGCCUCACCGAACGCGACGGAGUUCGAUGCAGCGACGAGUCCAAAAAUAACUGGAAACUUGGACUCCUACACUGCAUUGCACAUUUUCAUGGGACUGAUGAUCGCCAUUAUAAUCAUGUCCGUGACGAAAAUGAUGCUGUACUGUACAGUUUGCAAAAAGUCGAACGAGAGAAUUCACAAUAGCAUGGCUGCCUGCUUGCUGAGAGCAACGAUGCCAUUUUUCGCUAAAAAUGAUUCCGGACAAAUCUUGAAUCGAUUCACCAAGGAUUUGGGAACCGUCGACGAACGAUUGCAGGCACUGAUGCUCGAGGCCAUCGAGUUCACUUUCAUCAUCCUCGGAGUGGUAUUUCAACUAGUUUUCAUAACCUGGUGGUUGAUUUUCAUUAUCGUGUUCAUGGGAUUUCUUUUCUGGAAAGGUAGAGUUGUCGCCAUCAAGACCACUCGAGAUUUGAUGAGAUUAGAGGGAAAAGCCAAAAGCCCAGUCUUCUCGCACGUAAACUCCUCUUUCGCUGGCAUAGUGACGAUUCGUUCCUGUCGAGCCCAGUCGAUGGUCUGUAAGCAGUUCGAUGCCCAUCAGGACCAUCACACAACCGCAGCUGCCAUAUCUCAAUAUGCUCUUCUGGCCUACAACUUCUGGCUUGACCUCAUCACACUCACGUUCACUACCAUCUUAACCUACAGUUUUCUGGUAUUCAAAAACGAAAUGACAGCCGGGGCAGACGUUGGCCUCGCCAUAACACAGGUUCUGAUCCUGUGCGGGAUAUUGGCCAGAGGUAUAAAGUUAACCGGUGAUAUCGAGACGCAGAUGGUGUCGGUUGAAAGGCUCUUUCAGUACACCGAAUUAGAACGAGAGGAUUCGCUGAAAAAUGGUGUUGGGCAGAAGCCGCUGAGCAAUUGGCCAAGUUAUGGAAAGAUCGUCUUCGAGAAUCUGUCGAUGAGGUACUCGUUGAAUGACCCGCCGAUUUUAAAGAAUCUGUACUUCACCAUCGAAGCUGGCGCGAAGAUCGGCAUAGUCGGCCGAACAGGCGCAGGCAAGUCAUCGCUCAUAGCCGCACUGUUCCGUAUGGCCCACAUCGACGGUUUGAUCCAGAUCGACGACGUUGACAUCCGCAAUCUUGACCUCAAGCAUCUUCGCAGUAAGAUAUCGAUCCUGCCACAAGAGCCUAUCCUUUUCUGCGUGACCCUUCGCAAGAACCUCGAUCCACUGGAAGAGUUCGAUGACGCGUCCCUAUGGUCAGCCCUCCAGGAUGUCGAGCUGAACAACUCAUUCAGUUCUCUGGACAUUCCUCUGAAUCAGAACAACCUGAGCACGGGUCAGCGCCAACUUCUUUGUCUGGCCCGAGCAAUCCUCAAACGUAACCGAAUUCUAAUCCUGGACGAGGCAACCGCCAACGUGGACAGCAGCACCGACGCUCUGAUCCAGAAGGCGAUACGUGCCAAGUUCAAGGACUGCACCGUCCUGAUGAUCACCCACAGGCUCAACACGAUUAUGGACUGUGAUAAAGUGCUGGUUUUGGAUCAGGGCAGGCUCGUAGAGUUUGACAGGCCACAGGUCUUGCUGAAGCUCAACGAUGGUUACUUCGCGAAGAUGCUGCCACAAAUGAUGAGCGUUGGGCCAACCGAGCAGCUCAAGAUCAUCCUGGACGAGGCGGUAGCCAAAAAGGAAUAAUGUCUUCAGUUUCAUCACCGAGUGGGCGAGGCGAUAGAAGUGAAAGCAGUAUUUUGUACAUUGUUAUAUAAAGUGUUUAAUUGUCAAGCAAAUUGAAGUACAAGAGAAAGAAAGACUUCUCAUAGAGAAAUAUUUUCUCGCGUAUCCACGAGCGUCCGCAUGCGUUGCGCAAUAUAAUGUAUAGCAUAAAGCAUCUCACUCGCGCGGAAAUCAGCGAAGACGACGCUAUCGGCCGAUAAGAGUCGCAAAUCACAACGACGAGGAAUUAACGGUGCGCAUUAUUUUUGGAGACAAGAUAGGACUUGGCUGGAGUCAUUUUUAUAGCCGCCGACAUAAAGACGUAGCGUGACUGUCUGCAUUAGAUUGAUAACGGCGCAGCUUGAUAUGACGAGUGCUGCAGUGUCGAUAUUAUCAGUGCAUACUCUCGACGACAUGCUGCCUUGUUGUUCAUUGUUUGCCAAUGGAUCUGCGUGUUUACAAACUACGGAGGGAAGAAAGUAAACAAAAGCAGUUUCAGAUAAUUCCUGAUUUCGACUUUUUGAGCAUUGUUUUUCAUAAUCGUUAAUUCCAAGACCUCUGUCUGUAUUAAAGGGUAUUUUUUAGAAAUCUUCUAAUA
Molecule: messenger RNA, 4661 nt
Organism: Nasonia vitripennis (jewel wasp)
Lineage: Eukaryota; Metazoa; Arthropoda; Insecta; Hymenoptera; Pteromalidae
Product: multidrug resistance-associated protein 4
Exons: 16
Coding region: 131-4045 (1304 amino acids)
Biological process (GO): transmembrane transport
Cellular component (GO): membrane
Molecular function (GO): ABC-type transporter activity; ATP binding; ATP hydrolysis activity
Source: RefSeq, a predicted model, not a curated record